AUGUUCAUUGUUCUGCUCUACCCCACAUCCUCGGAAAGGCUGUCACUCCUCACCUGCCGCGAGAUCAAAAGCAUCCAUAGCGAGCUUUCGGCUCUACUUAGUGUAUUGUCGAUUCUGAAACAGCAGACGGACGACAAUAAAUCAUCGGCUAAGCAUCUUUUAGUUCUUGAAGUCCCGUUGGAGGAAUGCAACCAUGUGAUAAAGGAGAUCCAGAUACAGUUGAAACCGAAGAGGAGUUUGCUCGGAAGGGCAUUUCAUCGGAGCCGAUGGCCCUUGUUGGAAGGCCAACUCUCGGCAAUCCUACUGAAGAUUGAAAGGUAUAAGAGUUUGUUUGGACUUGCAAUUUCCGCCGAGCAACACUACCUAUCUACUGGAAUCGAAGUCCUUGCUAGGAAUACCGACAUGAAGGUGCGCGAUCUCUUGGAUCGUGUUCAAGUCGAAUUCACUGCUGCAGAGCAGGAGAGGAACAGAAAGAUCGAAUCUGGCCUAGCAAAAAGCCGAGCGAGGAUCCUCAAAUGGGUCUAUAGAACACCCUUUGAUGAGAGGCACCUUGAGAUCAGUGGUAGGAGACAACUAGAUACUGGGACCUUGCUUACUCUAAAACCCGAAUUCCAAUCUUGGGUAAAGGAGAAUCCAGAUUUUAAGAUUUUGUGGGGAAAUGGCAUCCCGGGUGCUGGAAAAACAUUCCUCAGGUCAAGGGUGAUUGACUACUUGACCAAUAAUAUAACUUCCAGAUUACCUGCAAAUAUUGGUGUCGCCUUCCUCUACUUCGAUUAUAAAGGGCGAGCAGAACAAUCGCCCCCUCUGAUACUUUGCAGUCUUAUUCAUCAAUUGGCGUCCCAGCUGUCGUUAAUUCCGGCACCUCUUGAAUCGUUGUACAAUGACCUUUCUCAAAAGAACAAAUCCUUGAGCUCUGAACCUACUCCUGCUUACAAGCUCCUGCUGGAGAUCCUGAAGAUGUUCAAGAGGGUAUAUUUUGUUUUCGAUGCCUUAGAUGAGUGUGAAGAAGAAACUCAACGCCGAAAUCUGAUUCCCAUGUUUCAUGGGCUUGCAAGCUCAGGUGCAAGUGUAUUCAUAACCAGUCGGUCCUAUCCACUUGAUAUAAAUGAAUCCUUCUCGGCCUCAACUGGCGCUGUAUCUAUCACCCUUGCGGCGCAGGAGGAAGAUCUGAGGAUCUAUAUCGAGCAGAAAAUCAACGGCAAUACACACGCUAGGAGGCUCAUAUCGCCUACGAUCAAGGAUAAUAUUAUCCAAAAGUUGGUCGACUGUGCGAAGGGAAUGUUCCUGCUUGUGCAUUUCUUUAUCGAAGAUAUCUGCAAGCGAACGACUGUGAACGAGAUAAAGCGAUCUUUACAAGAUCUAGAUUCAACACUGGCAGAAGAAGAUUCACUCCUUGGUAUCUAUCAAAGGGUAAUGGAUGACAUAAAGAAUGAGCACGAAAGCAGACGUAAACUAGCGCUUAAGUCGCUUUCAUGGGCGGUUAAAGCUAUUACACCCCUUUCUGUCCACGAAUUCUGUCAAGCAGUCUCAAUCAAAGAGCACCUUCAGGAUAUCGGCCCUGGAGAUACCCCUGAUAUAAGUAUGAUACUGGAGCGCCAUUCAGGACGCUUCGUGUUAUAG
Molecule: messenger RNA, 1620 nt
Organism: Morchella sextelata
Lineage: Eukaryota; Fungi; Ascomycota; Pezizomycetes; Pezizales; Morchellaceae
Exons: 8
Coding region: 1-1620 (539 amino acids)
Source: RefSeq, a predicted model, not a curated record